Messenger RNA from Rhea pennata, 3340 nucleotides. RefSeq lists its product as uncharacterized. Bases 253 to 3270 code for a protein of 1005 amino acids. Gene Ontology annotation, molecular function: zinc ion binding; ubiquitin protein ligase activity. Lineage: Eukaryota; Metazoa; Chordata; Aves; Rheiformes; Rheidae. The transcript is spliced from 8 exons. Gene Ontology annotation, cellular component: cytoplasm. The record is from RefSeq and is a predicted model, not a curated record. Gene Ontology annotation, biological process: protein ubiquitination.
GGAGGGAAGCGGCCGUUGGAGUUCGAAGCUGGCGGCGCCGUUGGCAGCGGGGCGGCCUGUCCGCUCCCUGACGGGACCUGCAGCCCCGCGGCUGCGGGGCCGUCGGCCCCGCGGCGAGGCCGGCAGCCUCCCUGCACAGAGCUGGAGGGAGCGGGGCCGUGUGGCGGGCCGGGGCCGCCCAGCCGGGUCGCCUGCGUGCCGGGCCGAGGCGGGGAGGAGCCGCGGCCUCGGCCGCCCAGCUGCCUGCCGCAGAUGGAGGCCAGCCUGACGUGCGCCGUCUGCCUGUCGCUCUUCGAGGAGCCGGUCACGCUGCCGCUGUGCUCGCACAACUUCUGCCGGGAGUGCGUGUUGGAGUGCCUGGCCUCAGCCGAAGCCGCCCGCCUGCAGCAGCGGGGCCAGGGGCAGACCCGCCUGUUGCGGGGAAGCCCGGGGCAGGGCGCUGGCGGCUCCACGGCCAGCACCCGCGUGUCGUGCCCGCUGUGCAGGAAGCUCUGCCCGCUGCCCCGCGGUGGCGCCGCCGCGCUGCCCGUCAACACCACGUUGGCAGAGGUGGUGAAGCUCUACCGCUCCGGCACGGCGGGGGCCUCCAAGGCGGCGGAGGCAGAGCCGGGGCCGGGGCCCGGCCUGCUCUCCCCGCUGCCUCUCGGGGGAACCUGCCAGAAGCAUCCGAGCCGGCUGAUGCAGCUCUACUGCCGGAUGUGCCGCCAGGCGGGCUGUGGGCAGUGCGUGUCUGAGGAGCACCAAGGCAUUUUCCACUCCGUCAACCUCAUAGACACUGUGUAUCAAGAGGAAAAGUUAACCUUCUUCAGUAGUCUGAAAAAACUGAGAAUAAUAAAUGAGAAGCUGCUGAAUGAAAUCUCAAGUCAUCCAGAUGAUACUGAUAUAAUGUUGACCAAUGAAGCAGAGAUAAUUGCACUGGAAUUUGGAGAAAUAUUCAAAACUCUGGAAAUGAAGAAGAAGCAACUUCUAGAAGAUGUUGAAAACCAAAGAAGUAAAAAAGAGAAAGAAUUUCAAAUUUGGAAGAAAAUGAAGGAAACUCACAAGAAAACCAUUGAGAAUUUUCUGAAGGAUUGUGAAAAGCUUGUUCAUGAAUGUGAUCCUCAGUGUUUCCUGGAGGUGGCCUGUGGCUUGAAUACAAGAAUGAAAACUCAGCUUGACCUGAUGAAUAUUGCCUCCAGCUAUGAGAAACCACCAGAGUAUACCCAAAAGAAAAUGGAUAUCAAACCUGUGGUUAACGAAAUCUUGGCCUUGAAGUUAAUACCGGUUAAUGUAGGUGUAGUUAAAGAUCUACCUUUUCAAGGAAAUGAGAACUCAACUAACAAUACUGUAUUUAAAAACAACAUUAAGCAAUGGAAAGACCAGAAGAAUACACCCAACAUAUUUCGUCCAGUUGCAGGACAGGAGGAAGCACUGGCAGAUGGUGGUCGGAUCUGUACUCGCUUAAUGUCAAUAUCAGAAAUGUCAGCUUUUCAAAAUAUGAGUCAUGAGGAACUACGUUACAAAUACUACAUGGAACAUCAGAAGGUAUCUCAAGAGUUCAAGAGACAAACUCUGCCUGCAAAUAAAAAGUAUAAAUGGAUAACCACUGAGGCUUUGAAGAAUAAGUCCUCAGGAGUUCCUUUUGUAUCUUCCCCUACUAAAGCAAAUAAUGCAAAUAGAGUGAAAAUGGGAAGUAUGCAGAGAGCAGGUUUUGAUGAGAUAAGCUUUUCCAGUACUAGUAAUCACAGCAUUCCAUCUACAAACUUGAAUUUUUCUGAACCAAAUGGUGACUUCAAAUUUUUUCAGGAAAAAAGGUCCCAGGAAGUAAGCACACUGGCCUCACCGGAGAACUCUAACAGCUCAGUAAUUAAAGAAAAAAUACCAAUGCAGUCAGCAGCAGUUACGCUUUCCAGUGAAAUGGAUGCAAAUUCCAGCACUUCAGCUGGUUCAAAACCAUCAGCAUCAGUACCUGUUACUGUCUCAGGUUCAGCGUUUUUGGAUAUUUUUGCAGAGGGAGUUUCUGCUUCACCUUUUGCUUUCGGUGCAUGUAACAGCUCGUUACCCAGAUUUAUUAAAGGCACAGCUACAGUUUCCUUUACAAAGAAAGACAGUAAAUCUAUUUUUCCUACAUUUUAUCUAGGCAAAUGUGAUCCUGACAAUAAAAUAGAUGACCAGGAUGAAACAAAACUUACAAAACUUAGUUCUGUAACUAAAACUACUGUCUCUGCUUCAACCAGUCCUAAUCCAAAAUCAUCAGAAAACAAGAAACCUGGUUUUUCGUUUGCCUUUGGCAGUUCAAAAAAAGAUUCUUUCACAGUAUCUGGAGCCAGCAAUUCAUUUAAGGUUUUACCAUUACCCUCAUUUUCUGACCAAUCGGAGAAGCCAUCCGACCAAAAUGCAACACAUCACAUGGGAGAAAAUAAGGCUUCUCCAAACAAAGCCAUAAAACACAGUGUGCUAAAUCCAUCUGUCUCACUAGAACAAACUACUAAUACCUCAGAAUCCACCACUACUGUAGCUUGUAGUACUUCAGAAACCAGCACUGCAGCUGGGCUGAAUGAUGUUUCUGAGACCUCCCUUCACCACAGCAAUUACAUUUUUUCCUUUGCAAGCAAGUGUCUUCAGCUGCCUUCACCAGUGUUUUCAUUUGGAAGCACUGCCAAGAAUACCUCUGAUUCACUGACUUCCUCAUCAGUGCUCUUCUCUAGAAGUGGCACUAAAACAAAUGAAAAAAAGAAAACGGAAUCUCCUGACAAAACACGCUUAAAUCUAGAAAAGUCAGUGUCUGCGGGGUGUACAGAGCCUGCUUCUAAAAAUGGUCAUCCAAAAUGUGCAGAUUCUUUUCCUGUGAACUCAACUAAGAAGGUUGAAAAUGAAAAAGCAGUUGCUAAUAGUAGUGAUACUUCUAAUCAGCCUUUGUGUUCAGCUGCCGUUCCUGUUAAAGAAGAGACUGCCUCUUUCACUCAACUUACUACACCAACGAAACAAGAAAUAAAAGAUGAAGAAGGUAAAAUUGUUGCUGAAAAUGGCUAUUCCUGUGCUAGGAAGGAAGAUGAACCUGAGUCUGUAAUGUUUCAGAAAGAAGCUUGUUCUGUUCCUGACACGUGCAACAAUUCAUUUUUAGGGGAUUCUAAACUUCCUGUAAAUGAGGCAGGAGGAAUACCAAGUGACACUGAUUCUGACACAGAAGAGCUAAGUCAAACAUCGACCUCUAGUGACAACAGCAGUGCAUCAGAAUAUUUUUCUGUUGCAGAAGACAAAACAGCUGCUAGAGGAAAACCAGAGACAUGAACAAAGUGAAAUGAAAAAUAACUAUGUUUAAAUCAGCUAGAAUUAAAUAAACGCUAUGUAACAUUAAAAA